CUUAUACUCUUCCCAUUAGACUGAACUUGCCUGUGCACCUCUUUCACAUUGUCCACUACUCAAAGCUAUUCCACAUUUAGAAUGCCGGCAGCUGCAACACGGCGGACACCGGUCUAUGUCAACGUCUAUGACAUGAUCCCAUCAAGUGCGCUCACGUCAAUUGGCUACUUUAUGGGUCUAGGCGUUUUCCACUCUGGUACAGAGGUUCUCGACAAAGAAUUCAACUUUGGAGGACAUGAGUACAACUUUACGGGCGUCUUUUGUGUCGAGCCUCGCGUUGGACCUCCCGGAGUUAUCUACAAGGAGACCAUUCUGGUCGGCUUCACCACCAUGUCAGACCAGGAGAUCAAUCAAGUUAUCCAGCAACUUUCCAAGGAAUACACAGGCGACUCUUAUACACUACUGACAAGGAAUUGCAAUCACUUUUCAGCAGAUAUGGCGUAUCGACUCACAGGAUUAAGGCCACCAGCCUGGAUCAACCGAGCAGCCAAGUUAGGCACCAUGUUCCCAUGCGUUGUACCCCAGGGUUGGGUAGACCCGCCUUCAGCAGAGGAUGAGGAGGUUGUCCAGGACCGAGAGACGUUGCUGCCUCGGCAGCAGUGAGGACAUGUUGCCUUGGUUUUUGUACUAUACCCCAGACUUUUUAUUUGAGACUCGAAAUAAAAACGUGCUGUCCAAUUUGGCGGCG
This is a messenger RNA of Gamsiella multidivaricata, 688 nucleotides long. RefSeq names its product DUF862-domain-containing protein. Gene Ontology annotation, biological process: protein deubiquitination. Gene Ontology annotation, molecular function: deubiquitinase activity. The transcript has 8 exons. Bases 82 to 603 code for a protein of 173 amino acids. Lineage: Eukaryota; Fungi; Mortierellomycota; Mortierellomycetes; Mortierellales; Mortierellaceae. The record is from RefSeq and is a predicted model, not a curated record.